Messenger RNA from Hibiscus syriacus, 396 nucleotides. RefSeq lists its product as uncharacterized. The transcript has a single exon. NCBI's taxonomy places the organism in Eukaryota, Viridiplantae, Streptophyta, Magnoliopsida, Malvales, Malvaceae. The coding region runs from base 13 to 396 and encodes 127 amino acids. The record is from RefSeq and is a predicted model, not a curated record.
CAAAAACCAACGAUGUCGAGAACAACCAGUAAUGUCCCGGAGUUCGGCUUAGGCUCUUUCGAUCGCAUCGACAUAGACGGAACCAAUGCCGGCGCCACGAUGUUCGUCCGCCGCGGCAUGUCCGACAAGUCCGAAGGCUGUUGCUGCAUCAACAUUUAUACCAACAGCAACGUUCAAGGCGCUAACGGUUCAGUUUUGAUUGGGAGUAACAUUAAGAUGAAGAAUCCCGGGGUGCAUCUCUAUUUCGGAGACCUUAAAUUCGGCGAUCGAUCUCUGAUUUCGGGAUCAUCUACUGGAGGACCAGCCGGUUCCGCAUUAGAUUAUGGUAGCAUCUUCUUGUUUGUAUUUGUUCCGGUUAUUUUAACUAUGUUGCUCUCUUUUAUGAUAUCACGGUGA